This is a messenger RNA of Quercus robur (English oak), 1977 nucleotides long. Its product is annotated as putative disease resistance protein At3g14460. The transcript is spliced from 2 exons. Lineage: Eukaryota; Viridiplantae; Streptophyta; Magnoliopsida; Fagales; Fagaceae. Bases 1 to 1977 code for a protein of 658 amino acids. The record is from RefSeq and is a predicted model, not a curated record.
AUGGAAGAAAUAGGUGAACGGUACUUUGAUGAUCUUGUAUCUAGGUCACUUCUUCAACAAUCAAGUACUAAUGAAUCACGUUUCAUAAUGCAUGACCUAGUCAAUGACUUGACAACAUUUAUAUCUGGAGAAUUUUGUUUUAGGUUUGUGGAAAAUGAUGAGUUGAAUAAAAUAACAGAAAAAACACGUCAUUUUUCAUAUCCUAAAGGUCGAUUUGAUAACUCUAAGAAAUUUGAGUUCCUUUAUGAAGCAAAGGGUUUGCGAACCUUCUUGGGAGAAAAACAGUUACUGUUACCAUGGGAAAAUUAUAACUCUGUAGGGAAGAUAAUGAUAGAUGAUUUGUUGGAGGAAUUUAAAACCUUACGGGUGUUAUCAUUGUCUAGCAUGGGAAUAAGAGAGUUGCCUAAUUCCAUUGAUAAUUUAAAGCACCUUCGUUAUUUGAAUAUUCUUUGCACUAAAAUCAGUCACUUACCCGAUUCCAUAUGUAACUUGUAUUGUUUGCAAACCUUGAUAUUGUCACGGUACAUCACCAAGUUGCCUACGAACACGAGUAAACUAAUCAACUUGCGCCACCUAGAUAAUAGUGGAGCCAAAAUGGAAGAGAUGCCACCACAUAUGGGUAAAAUGAAAAAUCUCAUAAAAUUACCUGUUUUUGUUGUGGGCAAACGUGAUGAUGGGUCCAGUAUAAGAGAAUUAGUGGAGCUUCAGCAUCUUUCUGAAACUUUGUCUCUAUUGAACUUGGAAAACGUUCAAUGUAUAAAUAAAGAUACUGCAGAGGUUAUAUUAAAGAAUAAGCAAGAUUUAUCUGAGUUGAAGUUGGAAUGGAAACACGGUCAUGGCGCUGAAGAUUCAGAAAAGGAAAGAAUUAUGCUCGAGCAGUUGUGUCCUUGCACAAACUUGAAUUCUCUCACCAUCACUAAUUAUGAGGGUACAAGCUUUCCAAAAUGGUUAGGAGACUCGUCAUUCUCUAAAAUGGUGUCCAUAGAGCUUCGUGAUUGUGAUAAUUGCUUCUCCUUGCCUCCGCUUGGACAGCUACCUUACCUCAAGAGCCUUGAAAUUGAAUGUUUUGGUGAAAUAUCAAGUGUGGGCCCUGAGUUCUACGGGAAUACGAUUAACCCGUUCAGAGCCCUUGAGUUGGGGGGUUUGCCCGUUCAACUUCCCUCUUUGACCGAACUUCGUAUUAGUCAGUGUAAGCAGCUUGUUGCUUCGCUUCCUAAUUCUCCAGCUCUCCAUCAAUUAGUAUGCACAGGGAAAAUACAGAUUCCAAAUGGUCAUGACUAUCAAUCACUUAAAACUGUGUUCAUAGCGGGCGGCGGUGAUUCAAUUUUGUCAUUUCUACCAGAGUUUACUUCCCUCUAUCGCUUGGAAUUCUUUGAGUGCCUUGAUUUAGUUUCCUUUCCCAGCGGAGGACUGCGCGCUCCAAAUUUGUCUCAGAUUGUAAUAUUUGUGUGCAGAAAUUUAAAGUCACUGCCUGAAGGGAUGCAUACCCUCCUCCCAUCUCUCGUGGGUUUGAAACUGUAUGGGUGUCCAAAACUUGAAUCUUUUCCCGAGGGAGGUUUGCCCUCCAGCUUAGAAAGUCUUGCUAUACACGGGUGUGAGAAACUCAUUUCCCGUCGCAUGGAAUUGGGAUUGCAAGGUCUUCACUCUCUCAGAAGUUUCACAAUUUCUAAUCAUUGCAACGAGUUGGAGUCCUUUCCAGAGGAGGCGUUGCUGCCUCCUAAUCUUACUGAUUUCGCCAUCAGUUAUUUACCAAAUCUAAAAUUGCUCAAUGGUAAGGGGUUUCAACUCCUUACCUCUCUUAAAAACUUGCGUAUUCGGAGCUGCAAUAAUCUUGACUGCUUACUAGAAGACGUUUUGCCUACCACUCUUUGUGAGCUACAUAUUUCUGAUUGCCACUUGUUGAAAGAACGGUAUGGAAAUGAGAAAGGGGAGGGCCAGGUCAAGAUUGCCCACAUCCCCAGAAUAUGCAUACGUUGA